Molecule: messenger RNA, 6298 nt
Organism: Larimichthys crocea (large yellow croaker)
Lineage: Eukaryota; Metazoa; Chordata; Actinopteri; Sciaenidae
Product: receptor-type tyrosine-protein phosphatase N2
Exons: 23
Coding region: 197-3319 (1040 amino acids)
Biological process (GO): insulin secretion involved in cellular response to glucose stimulus; regulation of secretion; protein dephosphorylation
Cellular component (GO): secretory granule; synapse
Molecular function (GO): protein tyrosine phosphatase activity
Source: RefSeq, a predicted model, not a curated record
CAGAAACGCCCUGCAUCCUCUCCUCACCUCGGACAACAUCCAUCCAUCCAUCCACCCAUCCGCCGGGUCUUCUCUGCUCCUCUAGCCGCGGAGGAGCCACUCUGAGCGGGCAGGGAGACGAACCAAACCUCGCUGCUGGGGUGUGGGGGUAAAAAAAAAUGGCCUUUUAAACAGCUGAGAAUAAACCAGAAGAGACAUGGAUCCUUUUUCCUUCCUCCACCACCUCCUUCUCCUCCUCCUCGCUUCCUCCAGCUGCUUCCCCGCCUCUGCUGACAGGAGAUUCGGCUGCCUGUUCGAGAGCGAGCUGUGUUCACCGUACGAGAUCUGCGUCAACGAUGGCAUGUUUGGGAGGUGUCACUCUGUUCCGGUGAAGGAGGUUUACACCUACGACGUCUCCCCGUCUGUGGUGCAACGCUUCAGGACGCUGCUGGAGAAGCUCUCUAACAGAGGCUUGACCUGGGAAGAUGACACCACUCAGCAGGUUCUGUCCAAGGAGUUAUCCAAACUGAGGAGGACUCCCUACAGGCCACAGCAGAGUGGACCCGUCUACAGCUCAGACAGCAGGCCGGCAGCUGAAGCCAUGGACCCGGUAGACCAGAGGGUGAAGCCAGUGGAGGUGGAGCUCAACAGAAACCUGCAGACGUACCUCCAACGUCUCGGCCUCCUUCCUAAGACGUCGUCUGCCCCGAGCAAGAGUGACCGUUUCCAGCCAGGCGUCCCUGCAGACUUCUAUCGCUCCAAGGCGCAGACUUCAGCUCAGAGGUCGUCUCCCUCCGGCUUUUCUUCUCUUUCUUCCUUCCUGCCAGCGCAGAAGCAGAGACCUCCAGCCGACCAGCUCCUCACCACGCAGGCUGAGCGUGACCUUCUCCUGGGCGCCCUGAGGCAGUAUCUCUCCGGGCAUCUAUCCCUGUAUCGCGGGGGGAUGAACCCCGACGAGCAGGAGGCCCCGUCGUCCCGCCUGAGGCCCUUCUACAGCAACGGAAUAGAAAACCCUGGGCUCAAGAAAGAAACGUCCAAAUCCAGACUUCUGAAGAUGGGAAGAACUCAGGGGGCUUCAGUCAAGGACCCACUGACGUCUGUGGACGAGAAGUUCAUCGAGAAAGUUUUGAAGAACGUCGGCAGGCAACACGUGGACGUUGAUAACCUGACGCCGCAAGACUUGGACCAACUGUCCCGCCUGAUAGCUGAUGCUCUGCAGGUGGUCGACCAGAAACAGGGACUGAACAGAGGCCUGAGCAGAGUUAGACCUGGUCCAAGAGACCUGGAGGGAGAGAUGAACAACAUGGAGGAUGAAGAGGAGGAGAAGGAGGAGGCUGCUGCCAGAGACGAGGAAGAGGAGAAGUUGCUUGAGAACGCUCCAACAGUGAAACCACAGGAGAUCACUCCCGCAGUGCCGGCAGCACUUCAAGAGCGCCACACGGAUACAGAAGAGCACAGUGUGAAGGACAAGCCGGGGACUGAAAACCUGUUCACCAAACUUCUCGCCUACCUGGACAAAACUUCCUUCGCCUCCUCUCCUUCAACGAGAAACCUGAACGAUCUCUCCGUGGAGACGCCCCGAGGUCAACAGGUGGGUCUGGAAAACGUCCAGAGUCGGACCAGCGAGGCAGGGGUGACGGUGCAGAAGAAGGAUGCCACCCAGUCCGUGGAGGAGGUGUCAGAGGUGCAGGGCUGGAUCAAGGAGGUAGCUCCGCCUCCCGCCUCGCUCGUGUACGACGAGCCGCACAAGAAGACGAUGCACGUCCCCGAACUUCAGCUGGACGUCAAAGCCGGCAGGAAGAAGGCGGACGACGACGUCUUUGGCUACGUCAUCACCGACACAGAUGGGCUCCAGACAGACGAAGGCCUCCAGCUGAUGGAGAUCCUGGCACGCAGGGCUAAAAUCCAGAUGACCGACUUCGCCGAGCUCUCGGUGGUGGGCCCGGCUGUGACCUUCAAAGUGAGCCCAAACUCUCAGAACGUCAGCACCGCAGAUGUGGCCAACGUGGCUGUUAAGCAGAAAGAAGCUGUGGAGAAGGAAGCUAAGGUCAGCAUCCUGGAGGCCGGAGUCACAGAUGGAAGCCAGAUCAACCAGAUCCCCACCAAGUACAGCCAGGCGGAGUCCACCAAGUUCCUGGUCCUCACCGUGGUGUCCAUCCUGUGCAUCGUCGGCGUGCUGCUCGCCUCCACCGUGGUCUACUGCCUGCGCCACCGCUCCCACCACAAGCUCAAGGAGAAGCUCACCAACCUGGGGACGGACGCCACCAGCGAUGCUACCGCCACCUAUCAGGAGCUCUGCCGGCAGCGCAUGGCGGUCAAACCUCCGACUGAGCGCCAAGAGCCGAUCUCCUCCAGGAUCAACAGUGUGUCGUCUCAGUUCAGCGAUGGCGGUCCAGCCGUCAGCCCCUCAGCACGGAGCAGCAUCUCCUCCUGGAGCGAAGAGCCCGCCCACUCCAACAUGGACAUCUCUACCGGUCACAUGAUACUGUCCUACAUGGAGGAUCACCUGAAGAACAAGGACCGCCUGGAGAAGGAGUGGGAGGCGCUGUGCGCCUAUCAGGCAGAGCCCAACGCCUGCACCGCCGGCAUGAAGGACGGCAACGCCAAGAAGAACCGCUCCACUGCCGUCGUGGCAUAUGAUCACUCCCGAAUCACCUUGAAGGUGGAGAACAGCCAAGGCAACUCCGAUUACAUCAAUGCCAGCCCGAUCAUGGAUCACGAUCCCAGGAACCCGGCCUACAUUGCCACUCAAGGCCCCCUGCCCUCCACUGUGGCUGAUUUCUGGCAGAUGGUCUGGGAGAACGGCUGCGUGGUGAUUGUAAUGCUGACGCCUCUUGUCGAGAGCGGGGUGAAGCAGUGCUACCACUACUGGCCCGAUGAGGGAUCCAACCUGUAUCACAUCUACGAGGUGAACCUGGUCUCCGAACACAUCUGGUGCGACGAUUUUCUGGUUCGUAGCUUCUACCUGAAGAACAUGCAGACCAACGAGACGAGAACCGUCACUCAGUUCCACUUCCUGACCUGGCUCAACCAGAACGUCCCGGAGACCAGCAGGACGCUCCUCGACUUCCGCAGGAAAGUUAACAAGUGCUACCGGGGACGCUCGUGUCCUAUCAUAGUCCACUGCAGUGAUGGUGCAGGAAGAAGUGGGACCUACAUCCUGGUUGACAUGGUCCUCAACAAGAUGGCUAAAGGUGCCAAGGAGAUUGAUAUUGCAGCAACUCUGGAGCACCUGCGGGACCAGAGGCCGGGAAUGGUUCAGACCAAGGACCAGUUUGAGUUCGCGUUGACGGCCGUUGCGGAGGAGGUGAACGCCAUUCUGAAAGCUCUUCCACAAUAGGAAGGAGCACCUGAUGGUCUCUUCCUUCUCCCACCUCCCAUCUAUUUGCCUCCCUGUUUGCAUGCCCUCCUUUCUCCUCUCGUUCACCCCUUCCGUCUCAUCCUUUCUCAUUUCCCAGUUGUUCCAGUCUCCCUUUUAUCCAGCCUCCAAUCCUGUCCUACCUUUACCUGCCUUAUCCUUUUUACUCCCUAUUGUCUCUUCCUAACUGUCCUACUUUCACUAAUCUUCUCUCUUCCUUUCCGCUCCCUUUGUUCCCUCGUUCUCACCUUUUUUGUCUCUCACGUCUCCUCUUUACCUCCUCUUCCUUCCACUCGUGGCCCCCGUCAUCUCCUCUUCUCCUUCCAUCUUAGUAGACAUUGUGCCAGUCGAGCUAAUCCUGUACAAAGAUAGACCUUCCUUCUAUUGUAAUGAUCCAUGCAGCCUGUUUUCCAAAGUGACAUUUAAACACAUUUUGAUUGGUUGAUAAAAAAAAAAUGCUUCUCUAUGUUCAGUAUAUUUAUCAUAGUUUCUGUUUCUAGAGAAGGGUUGUUGACCUCAUGGGCGUCAGUUCGCGGUGGAAUGAUGAGCCGGUCUUCAUCACAGUGUGGUCGAUCUUAAAAGUUCUGGUGAUCCGACCAAAAUCACGCCAGUCAAAGUCAAAAUUAGGGUUUUAUUUUGUGUUUUAUAUCAAAAGAAAUGAAUACCAAUUUGCAGACAUCAGCUUGGACUGUGGAAAAUUGCAGUGGGACUUUUUCACAACAACUUUAUUGAUUAAACAGAAACUGAUGAUUUUAAUUUCCCCAAAUAAUGUCGAAUAUUUGCCCUUUAUCAUUUCACUGUAUUGACGCCCGUGAUUGGUCUUUGUUCUGGAGUGUGUGUACGAUCUCGGUCAUCAUGUGUGUAUCACAAAAUUGUGUUUGUGUCUGACUUUUAGUGCCAUGCUUUCCGAUGUUAUGUUUUUAAUGCAGUACGCUAGAGUGUCACUGUAACUCAUCAGACGCCUAGUGUUGAUCAGUGAGACGAAAUACUCCAAAAAAAAAUUUUUUUAUUUCAUUUCAGUUAUUUUUCUUAACAGUAAGUGAUAAAAAUAGGCUGUCGUAUCCAGAAAUUUGCAAUUUUCCAUUUAUUUUAAGAAAUAUAUAUUAAAAAAAACGAUGCUGGUACCGGAUGUGAGGUGAAAUAUCAUGAAUAUAUUUUUUCCAGUGUGUAAUUUUCAUCAUCCUAGUAGAAGCAAUAUUGUGUUUCUUCAAAACCUGAAUCGUUAUCUCUUGUGGACAACCAAUAUUGUGGCUUGUCAGUGAAGUUACACUCAUGUCUGCCUUAAUAAAAAAAACAAAAAAAAACACACAGUAGAUGGUCUGGUAAAUGUGUCCAGCCACCUGGAAACAAGGCUAGUGCGCAACGCUUCAUUUUGAAAUGGCCUUAUUCCAGCGGAUUAACCUGUGGAUUAAAGGUUUGCUGUGCUGCUACUUAAUGAAAAUCCCUCCGAUAAUCACUGAAGAACGUGCCGUCUUUAAUAAUCUCAGGGCAGGAAGUCACCUUCUGUCCGAAAGUUUGUCUUUGAACGCUGGAACGAGGCCAUUAUAAAGUCGAGCGUUUCUGACUUAGUACUUUUAUGAUGAAAGAGGACAGUCUUGCUUCUCAAUAGCAGUUCUUCUAUGUAGCAUUGAUGGAUGAUUUGUACGUGUAUAGUAGCUGAACCUGUAUUGCAUUGAAAAAUAGCUGGUUUUCCCCAAAAGCAUCUUGAUUUGGUUGUAGUCAAUGAAAGGAGCAUGUUGUAGCCCAUUUAUCACAAACUACUUUUGACUUUACAUCGCCGCUAACCAAAUCAUGUCACUGUGUUUUGCGUUUUUGCAACCGUUGAUUUCCGUUCAUUGCUGUCCAGGAUAAAAGUCUAUGAGUGGAGUAUUUAUUGUUACAAGAUAAUACAGAGUGACCUCUCCACAAAAAUACGUCACCUUCUACCAAAUUAUAUGUAGCAAGUUUCUGGCAAUUGAUUAUGAUAUUGUGUGGAAGUUAAUGGAAGCCAAUGGCUGCCGUGGAAGCAGACAAAUAUUUAAAAAGUUGUCAGCAGUAAUUAGACUUGCUUUGAUUUAAGGGGGAGAAACACCAGUAUGGUCAUGCUGUGUUGGCAUGAACAGUUUGUACCCAUUGAUGCAUUUUUGUACUUGGAUUAUUUCAGUUACGUUAUUCAUGAAUUGCUUAAAGUUCAUUGGACCGUUAAGAUAACCUGUCGAAUACGAGCAUCAACCCAGAAAUCAUUUUGCUUUUCUUGGCUUUCCAAACACGAGGAACCCUCAGGGGGGUUUUGGGGCAAAGAGAUGUUUUUGUCCAGAGAAAUUCUACUUCUCAUAAAAACACUGAUUUUUUUUGUUGACUGGGUUUCCGUUUGCUUGGGGUGAACACAUCCAUUAUCUAAAGAUGACUUUGGGAAAACCAGCUCAUAGUUUGUGUAAAAAUCGACUUAAUUUCACUACUUUCAAUUGGCUGACAGAUUCUAUCCAUCAAGUCCUAGUUUAGUUUGUCCAAUCUUAUUUGAAUCACCAACAAUGUGACUCGCAUACACUAUGGCAUGGCUUUAUUCAGCGAAUCAGUGUGCUGUACGUUCCCGUGGCCUCAUGACGAGCUUAGCAAAAAACUCUUCAAGCAAACAAAACGAACGCUGGUUUAUCUCGUCACUUCAUUUCAGAAUAAAAAGUGCAAAAGCCAAGGAUUAUCAUUUCCAAAGAGUGCAGAUCAUGGUUAAAGCCAGUUAAAAAGGUGGUGCAGUAUCAAGCUGAUGCAACACUGCAGCAAGCUGGUGUCAUGUUGUUCGAAUCAACUCCAUUUUUCAUCACAAAACUCAAACACGCUGCAAAGAAAUGCUCCUUGUAACAGCUUCUUCAAUGCACAAUGAAUCCUAAGUCAUCUGCCUCUUUGAAGAUCAUGUAUGUUAUAAAAAUGUGAAAAUAUGUGAAACUGCAUUGAAAGAAUUGAAAUUAUCUGAUUCAACUGGACAUU